Molecule: messenger RNA, 844 nt
Organism: Pistacia vera
Lineage: Eukaryota; Viridiplantae; Streptophyta; Magnoliopsida; Sapindales; Anacardiaceae
Exons: 2
Coding region: 194-844 (216 amino acids)
Source: RefSeq, a predicted model, not a curated record
ACUCAUUUUCCUAAAAAGAGUAAUGAAAGUAUUAAAAAUAUAUUAUCCUAUAUCUCCUUCCCUUGUUUUCUUGAUUGUGACUCCAACCCAGAGUAAAACAGAUACGACACCGUUCCUGCCUGCCGGCAAGUACCGUAACUGGAAGUUGAGCUGAGGCAGUGCUGCCAUAUCUCAGUUUCACUUAGAAGCAAAAAUGUCAUGGCUAGCGAGAUCCAUCGCCAACACUCUCAAACUCGAAAACGACGACGAAGACGAUCGCUCACCUAACACCAACACAAACGCCAGUGAUCCGAAUCCAGAAGAUUUACAAUCCGAUCAAAAUCAAAACCAAUCAACGGUCGACUCCCCACGCGGAGUCAAAGAGGACCUCACCGAACUCACCAAAUCUUUCUCCCGCCAAUUAUGGGGCGUCGCCUCUUUUCUCGCUCCUCCUCCUCAACAACAACCUCAAAUGUCCGAUCAAAGCCAGCCGUCCGAUCAAAACCAGCCGUCCGUUGAAAACCAGCUGUCCGAUCAACUCUCAGAUCCUGAUGUUGCGGAUGAGGAUGUUAUUGAGGGGAUCAAAAGCGAUUUCGCCGAGAUUAGCGGCAAAUUCAGGACUGGAAUCUCGAAGCUGUCGAACAACAUUAAUGUUUCGGAGAUCUCGAAAAUGGCGUCCAAUUUUCUGCAGUUUGCCUCUGAGAUGGAACCGACUGAAGCCGUCGGUGUGACUGAAGAAGUAUUGAUUUUUGCUAGAAACAUCGCGCUGCAUCCCGAGACUUGGCUUGACUUUCCAGUUCCUGAUGAUGAAUAUUUUGAUGAUUUUGACAUGUCUGACGCCCAACAGAGCAUGCUUUGGCUGUGA